Brassica napus (rape) is the source of this 807-nucleotide messenger RNA. RefSeq lists its product as uncharacterized. NCBI's taxonomy places the organism in Eukaryota, Viridiplantae, Streptophyta, Magnoliopsida, Brassicales, Brassicaceae. Bases 1 to 807 code for a protein of 268 amino acids. The record is from RefSeq and is a predicted model, not a curated record. The transcript has 6 exons.
AUGGCUGUGAUAACUGUUGUGUCUGAUUUGAAACCGUUCAAGACUAUGUGGAAGAUUAGGCUCAAGAUCAUACAUUUGUGGAAGCAGUAUUCCGUGGCCGGUGGCCUAACCAUUGAGAUGGUGCUAAUCGACUCUAGCGGUGUUAAGAUUAACGCUUCUGUGAAAAAAUAUCUGGUUAAUCAAUUUGAUUACUUCCUUUCACAAGGAAGUUCAAAGAUUCUCAUUAACUUUUCACUCAAUCCCUCUUGCGGUUCAUACCGAACAACCGUUCAUCCGUACAGAAUUGGUUUUCUGUCGACAACACGUGUGAGAAGUUGUGAUGAUUUGCCCGAUGCCCUAACUGGCUUUGAACCAGUCAACUAUAGGGACAUUCUAGAUGGUACACUCAAUACGGACUAUUUGGUUGGUAAUUUAUCUAAAUAUGUUAUUUUUGCUAAUAGGAGUUUAUAUUACAACACAAAAAUUGGAAGAGAUCAUCACUCAGUCAUGCUCUUAGGAGAUGCGAAUGGAGUAACAUUAGAAGGAAGCUUAAACUAUGUUUUAUCUCUACCUAGAGAGAUUGAGUUGAAAGAAGAUGACUGGGUUGAGAUUCUCAAUUUCGACAUAAGAUAUGUUUUUGAGUUGCAUAGAACGACAAAGCACAAAUACACAAUCAAGUUCAAUGAAUCAAGUUAUGCUGAAUUGAGUGGGGGAGAAGGUGGUUUCAAUUAUGUUACAAACAUGGAAAGUGGUUCUGAUAUUUUGUUUGAUUCUGACAUCCCAGAGAUUCAGUUCUUCAAAUCUCAGAUUCCAAGAAUCGAUUUAUGA